AUGAACAAGGACCAGAUGCAGAGGAGUUUUGGGGGCACGCAACAACCCUCUAUAGACCCAAGUCCCUUUAACAAGUGUGCGCACAGAGAGAAGAACCAGUGUUUUUGUCACGGCUCGUCUGCGGCAGGUCACGGGGAGCAGCCGUGGUUCAUGGGGUGUGUCAACGCCAGCAGCAGACUUUAUCCAGCCGAGGGUGUCCGUGACCUUGACCCGGUAACCUGCUCUGUGCGCUGCCUGGAUGAAGGGUACCAGACUGCAGCAUUAAGCUCAGAGAGUUGUUACUGUGGUAACCAGCUGCAUGAUUGGACAGUCAAUGAGUGCUUCAACACGUCUCUCGAUGAAGGGUCAAAGGACAUCAGAGGAGACAUUGAGGGACAAAGCGUGCUGUACCUGCCUGUUGGAAGCAGAAAGGGAAAUCUGGCACUCUACAGAACCAAAGGACCCUUUCUGCACAGCAUCAGUCUGUCCACCUCUCCAGACAGAGUGCAUGCUGGGAGGACUUUUGUCUUGGAGGUUUCUGGAAACCUGGCUGGACGCCCCAGCCAGCCCACAGGGCUUCUGGGUGUGGGAGAGACAAGCCUCUCUCAUGUCACUGUGGACUUUUCGGGGAUGACCACUGCGGGUCAAAGUUCACAUCAUGUCAACGUGCUGGAUGACGGCUCCUUUGCCUUGUCAUCAGACUGGAUUUUAGAAACUUCAGGAAAACAUGAAAUUAAUGUCAGCGUCUCCAACCCUCUAUCCAGACUCUCCUCCACCCUGCAACUCUCUGUGUUGCAGCCAUUUCCUGACGCCUUGGUGAUCUCUUUGUUUCAUGGCCCUCUGGGUGUCCCCUCCUGCACCCCCUACAUACAGAUGAACUCCCACAAUAUGACUGUGAAGGCAGCGUACGUAGGCGACCCUGUCACACUGCAGGCGCACGUGGCUGAUGGGCUGGCAGCAGAGUUCACCUGGUGGUUAAUUCACAGAGAGAGGGAGGAAAAAAAGGGGGUGGAGGAGCAGAGGACGGGUGUAAAGACAGACUGCCUCCCAAACACUGACUGUCUGAACAGCACUGUGAUCUGGACCUUUAAAACUGAGGGAGUUCAUGUGGUGUCAGUUAAUGCCUCCACUACCUACGGAUGGACACAGGAAACCAUCUAUAUUGCAGUUGUCCAAGUUGCCGUCUCUGACUUAAAAGUGAGUGUAUCUGGGAAUCAGCUGAGUGCAGGAGAGGCUAUUUCUGUAGAGGUGGAGCUGCUCACCACCAUGAAGCACCUUCUUCUUCUCAACCUCACACUGAACACAGACUACGACGAUGAUGUCAGAAGCAACUUUACUAAUUGCAAUGAAAACAUCAGCGACAACACCGGCAACAUUAAUAAAGCUGAGAAUCACACAAGAAAAACUACCAAGCAAGAAAUCAGUAAUGAUUAUGUCUUAGGCAACAGUAACCAUGGAAACAUCAACUUUGAUCACAAUCUCAAUCAAUACCACAAUAACAUCCGUUGUCACAGUGGCACCCAAUCACACCCCCCCUCUAAUGGUCUCAUCCCUGUGCACCUCCUUCACAUGUCCAACUGCUCCGACUGCCAUGUGCACCUCCACCUUCACUGCCGCCUCCCCACCACUGCAGGACAGUAUCACCUCACAGCCUCUGUGCUUUCCACCGCUGAUCCUUCAUCAGUGCUGCUCUCCGCUGUCCUGCCUCAAGCUUUGAUGGUGCAUGAGCGUUUACGAGCCCCAAGGCCUUCUGGGAGUUGGAUGUCAGUUGUUCCGACACAAUCUGAAUUCAGCCUGGAGGUCGUCAGCUGUGUGAAGUCCAAAGUGGUUUGGAUUUUUAGUUUGGAUGAUGCUGUUGUGAUUAACAGAACAACCAAAAACUGGUACAUAAAUGUGUCUCUUCCAAUAGCAGGGAGGUAUAAUGUCACAGUUAAGGCAUUUAACCCAAUCAGCUGGGCCUCCUUUCACACACACAUACUGGUUCAAGAUCCAGUCGGAGACCUGUCGUUAAAUGUUCUGAGUGUGAUCACGACAAAUCAAAAACACUUGGUUUUAUUUGCCGUCACAUCAGGGUCAAACAUGACUGUGUCUCUGCUGGUGAAUGCAACACUACUGUACAGAAACAGCAACUACUCUGCAGCAGAGGAGGCAGCAGCGGUUUUGUUUUUUGACCACGCUGGGACAGUUGUGGUUGAGCUUCGAGCUGAGAAUCGAGUGUCUUCUCAGAACAAGAACGUCACAGUGAGUGUUGAGGGGAAACGGAAGCCGUCACCACAAGUGAAUCCAACCAGGCAACCACCCACCAGUCAAAGACCUGUUCACAACCUGACUGACAACACUGUGCGGAUUCAUGCAGCAGAGCAAGCUUAUCCCACAAACACAGAUAUAACCUUCCUGGCUGUGGCUGAUGUGAUGGAGGCUGUGGAGUUUCUCUGGUACUUUGGAGACUCCAAAUCCACCAGAACAACGUCAAAGACUGUUACCAAAAGAUACUACGCUCCCGGCAGGUAUGAUGUAGUCGUAGUCGUAUCUGCUGGUGGGACCUCCUUCACCUCUGAAGUGUUCCCGCUGGUCAUCCAGAGAGCAGUGAAGCUCAACAGGCUGGUCCACCAGGCCUCUGUCCUGCAGAACCACACGGUGACGGUGAGUUGCCGGGUCAACGUGGGCACUGACGUUGUUUUCCUGUGGAGCUUCGGAGAUGGAACAACACGGUGGGGACAGAGCACUGAGCAGCACGUCUUCCACAGGACCGGCGAGUUCAGGGUGGGGGUGACUGUGUCCAACCUGGUGAGCUCUGCCUCUCUGAGCAGCCACAUCUUUGUUGUGGAGCAGCCGUGUCAGCCUCCGCCUGUCAAAAACAUGGGGCCUCUCAAACUACAGGUACGAAGACACAAGGUUAUCCGUCUAGGAGUGACCUAUGAGACUCAGGUUGACUGUGACAUAUCAGGAGGUCUUCACUACACCUGGACCUUGUUUGACUCUGCAGGCCAGGUCUUCCCUUUGCCUCUCAUACACACUCACAGACAGAGCCUCAUACUGCCGAGCCAUCUCCUGCAAUAUGACACCUACACUGCCAUAGCCAGGGUUCAGGUUGUCGGCAGUGUGGUGUACAGUAACUACAGUGUGAGAGUUCAAGUGAUACCCAGCCCUCUUGUGGCGGCCAUUCAGGGCGGCACCAACGUCUUCAUUAACAACAGAAACACCACCGUGGUAACCCUGGACGGGCAGAGAUCUUACAACCCUGACUUCCCCGUGAGCCCAGUCAGCUUCAGCUGGGGAUGUAAACCAGUCAGCUCCAUCACCGGCUCCUGUUUCAACCAACACAUUACCACUUCCUCCUCUGUGCUCACAUUUCCUGCUGGUUUCCUAAAACACAACUUUGACCAGUUUCGGUUCACGCUUACCAUCAGCAGCGGAGAACAUUCAGCUUCAACAGAGACCUUUAUCACAGUCACACCAAAUGUAAAUAGAAAGGUGGAAGUUUACUGCCCUCAGUGCCGAGGAGACCAGGUGAACUGGGAUCAGUCUUUCUCCAUCAAUGCCUUGUGUGAAGACUGUGAUGUUUCCCCACAACACAUCCAGUACACCUGGAGCCUGUACCGGGUCAACGCCUCGUCCAAACCUGUCAUAGAAGUCCCAUUUUGUUACACAGUGGAUCUCAGUGCUCCGUCCACCAUCAUUGAGGGUCCCGCCAUUUCUCCUCAGACUCCUGGGACUUCCUCCCUGCAUCCACCUGCUGCAGAUUCUCCACACUACACUCAUACUGUUCAAGCCUUCCCUACUGUCUAUCUGACUGAGAACGCUUCUGAAACUGCAGCCGAAAAGCUAAACUUGAGUGUGACUGACAGCGAGACAGCAUUAACGAGGAACAGAGACACAUCACGCAUCGCUGGUUUGACAGACCCACAGUCCCUUCUUAGCUCUUCCCCAGUCAACAGAAGAACAGCAGGGCCAGGAGAGGAGCCCAUUUAUCAUCCUCUGGAAGAAAUUGACCAUCUAGAGCUUCUGUACUCCUCCACUGAAUACCUUCCACGUGCCCUUGACAGUGGUAGCGGCCAGGGUGACGUUAUCAGUGAAUUUCCUAUUGAUUCAGACUCCUCUACUGACUGGGAGUUUUCUUUUCCUGUGCUGGAGAGCGGCAAAGUGGGAGAUCAACCGGAUUAUGAUGUUCCCUUCCUGAGCACAGAAGAGGGAGACCCAGGAAUCUCAGCAGGAAGACCCACAGGUGUGGCUGAUGAGACCUUCAGUCCAGGAGAUGACUCAGUGUUUUAUUCAGUGUCACAUGCUGAUGAGGGGAGCAAUCUGGUGGAUUCCAGACCGUCUGUUGUGAUCCAGGAGCCAACCUUGCUCGACUUACCUCGAGACCUAGUAGACAGAGGGCUGUUUGAGUCCUACACUUACACAGGAAUUUCCUCCUCUUUGCUCAGCUUAAGACCCUUCAGUCUGAGACCGGGGAAUAGAUACAUGUUGGAGGUCACGGCCAACUCUCAAAGUAGUUUUUUGGGCCGGACUCAGAUGUUCUUAAAAACCAACCCUGCUCCAAAAGGAAUGACGUGCCAGGUGCAACCGAUAAAAGGGUCGGAGUUAUACACACACUUUAGCAUCUUCUGCACUUCAGGGAAAGAGGACUUACUGUAUGAGUACAGCUUCAGUGUCGGAAACAGACCUCCCAGGAUAUUGUACCAUGGGAGAGACUUCCAGUACUACUUCAGCCUUCCCUCUGGAGACCGCAGCGACGGCUAUAAAGUAACUAUUUACAUAAAGAUCAGAAGCAGCGCGUAUGGAACCACCACUAAACCCUGUCCUGUCACCGUCCAAGUCCAGCCAAACUUCCUCAGAGACACUUUUUCACCCCAUCGUGAUCCUGAUCUGGAGCUUUCAGAAUCAGGUCUGAAGAACCUGUCAGCUAUGGUCCGGCUUGGGAACAGUGCAGAGAUCCGUAACUACGUUAGUCUCAUCUCCAGCAUCCUAAACAGACUCAGCAUGGACACAGAGGCCGACACACAUGCACAGAGACGCACACGCAACAUACUCAUUUGCACAGUGUGUGAACUUGAGAGCAGCGAACAGGCAUCAAUGGUAGACAGCAUCAGCAUUCUUAAAGACCUUUUACAAGUUACGAGCCAGGUGACAUUAGUUAGUGCCAGACGUGUGACGGCCCAUGUUCAUGCCAUCUCACAGCACUUUUCGGAGUCCACUGUUCCAGUCCGCUACCAUCUGGACCAGAAGACACUGAACAUCCUGUUCACUCUGCUCUCAUACAGCCUGCAGGCGGCUGUCAACAGUUAUGACUUCACAACCAACAGUGCUGAUGUUACACAAGAAUUGGAAUCAGACUCACUUACUGGUGAAAACAUAAGAAAUGCUAGGUACAUCUUGUUCUCUAAAAUCCGGGAGCACAGAGUCAUCACCGGUCUCAUGUCCUUUUAUGUUACAAACCAAAACCAAACCUCCACAGUCAUCAGCAGUGGCGCAACCAUCUUCUACAUGCCUCCCUCCCUCAUCCAGCUCCUGUUUGCUGGUCGCAGAGGAGAGACUGAGAGCAGACAGCGUCAACCGUGUGUGCUCAGCCUGCUCACUGAGCUCACCCAGAGCCCUAUCAGCUGGGCCCGCUAUCCUGGAAAGGUGAGUGGACCGGUGGUUGAUCUGAGUCUGUAUGAAUGCAGCACGAGGAGAAGAAUUCCUGUUCGAACCCUUCUUCAGCCAAUCAACAUUGAGCUGCAGCAACCACCAAGAAACAGCUCUGUGCGUGACUUCGUCCUCCUGCGGAGCCAGAUCAAUUAUCAUAGCUUCAACAUUACCCAGGAGCACUUGCAGCAGGCAAUCCAGCUGAGUGUGGUGUUUGUGCCACCACCCAACAAGACGUUUCCAAUCAUGCUGCUCUUCAGUAUGUUUGAGAGGCCGACUCCCAGCAUGCACCAUCUGCACAGGAUUCACCAGUGGGAGACCAACAGUACACGCAUCACUCUGCCACCGUCCUACCUCCAUACUCCAGGUGUUUGUUACUUGGCCCUGCUGAACGCUGACUUUGCGAAGCCACCGAGACACAAUCACCUGAGCAGCCAGGUCAACUACAGUCUCAAAGUGGACAGAAGUCUGUGUUUGUCCUGGGACGACCACCAGAGGGCAUGGACACACCUCGGUUGCAGAAUACAGCUGGAAGACAGAAACACUGCAGUCAACUGCAGUUGUCACCAGUUGAGGCCGUUGACUGUGGUGAAGCAGCAGAUCCAGAGCAGCCAUGACACAGCUGAUCUGGACCCGUUCCUAAGUGUGUCCAGUGAUCUGACAGUGCUCUGUGUGCUGGUACUGUGUGUGUGUCUGUACAUCCCGGGGUUGUUGGUGUGCAGGAGAGCCGAUGUCAUCUCCAAGGAAAAUCAGAAAGUCCACUACCUUACUGACAACUCUCCAUGUGAUCCAUACCUCUAUGCUGUGACCAUCCACACCGGUCUCUGCUCUGCAGCCAGUAUGAGCGCAAAGGUCUACAUAGUGCUGUAUGGUAAAGACGGGUUCUCGCAGACAAGAGAACUACAAAUCCCAGGAUGUUAUCUAUUCAGUAGGAACUCUCAAGCCACGUUUAUACUCAGUGCAGCAGACAGCCUGGGUGCAGUGUGGGGGGUUCACAUCUGGCACGACAACUCGGGACCCUCCCCAAACUGGUACCUCAAACUGGUGGAAGUAUCUGAGGUGAUCAGAGGCCACGUGAAGGGCCGCACCUGGCUCUUUGUCAAUCAGUGCUGGUUGGCUGUGAGCAAAGGUGAUGGCAAGGUGGAGCGAAUGCUACGUGUUUGUACCCAUGGAAUAGGCUUUGCUAAGAUGUUGUGCCUGAAGCUAUCUGACUAUUUGGCUGACUUCCACAUGUGGAUAUCUGUGUUCAGUUGCCCCUGCCCAGGCUCGUUCACACGCACGCAAAGACUUAGCAUGUGCCUGCUGCUGUUGUUGGGUUAUGCGUGUGUCAGUGCAGUAAUCAUAUCCGAAAUGGAUGAGCAGUUUCCAUUGGAGGUGGGCAUUAUUGAUGUAUCAGCUGUUUCCGUGACAACUGGGAUAUUAAGUGUGGUGGCAGUAUUGCCAGCAGCAACAGUGAUAUCGUUCCUGUUCCGACUGUGUGAGGUCAAGCUGAUAGGGUCAGGGGUCCAACACACAAAGGGCAGAAACACUGACAAUGACUGUUUUGAUGAAUCCUGUUUCUUACUUAAUUGUUUUGCAUUGGUUUUCUCCUUUAUUUUCUUGUCUCCUUACUUGUUCAUUGUCCUGUCUCAUUGUCCUACAGAUGCCAUCUCAGUGAACCACAGUAUAUUUGAGCCCUCUUGGAGCAGCAUUCAGCAGUGGGCGCAGGAAGCCUGGAGGAAGAAACACCAGGGUACAGACUUGCUGUCUGCAAGGGAUCUGGAAAACAAAGACACAAAUGAGAAAACUGUGAUCCAAACAGAUGUGGUCAUAAGGAGGGAUGAUGCGCUGGAAGUUGAAGGCAGUACAGGGCCAGCACUUCAAAACUCAUUUCUGAUAACAGACGGAAACAAGGUUGAUCAAGGGUUGGGUCGUGUUAGCAAGAGCAGCAAGUUUCAUGGAACCCAGAAAGAUCAUUUGUCUGGUAUGAAGGAAAAAGAUCCAUCCAACAGUGGCCUCGAGGAUGACCAGCUUCACCAGGCAGCGUGGUCCAGACACAACAGCGGUUCCAACGUCACCGAUAAGCUGAGAGGGAGACGAGUCAGAUCAGCAUUGCAGUGGUGUCACUAUCUCGCCUGGGCACUGUGUCUGCUGUUGUCCAUCUCCUGUCUGGUGCUCUCUGUGGUGCUGGGACUGAGGUUCAGCAGCAGCAAGUCCCUGCUUUGGAUACACUCUCUUUUUUUCUCCUUGUUGUCUUGCAUCUUCCUAAUCCAGCCAGCUGUGAUACUUGCAGUAGCAUUAAUUGUCUCACUUUGGUACCGAAGAAGACCUGACUUUCACAGUUUCUCAAGUAUCACAGACUUUGAGAUAGAGACUUCUAUACUGUUGGACCACAAUGGUGCUAAUCGACCAGAAGAGCAGUUCAGGCCAUCUGCUUUACCUCAGGAAGGAUGUUCAUACCUCAAAAAGCUUCUUGGAGCUCGUCAGCGAGCCAGGUACCUACGUCUUAUGCGUCCGCUGACUCCAGCAGAGCUGAGGAGGACUCGUCGGAGGAAAAGAAGAGAGACUCUCAUCCAUAAAAGCCUCAGGGAUUUGUGUGUCUGCGUCUCCAUGCUCUUCCUCAUGCUGUGUAUAACCUUUGGCAGCUCAUUCAGUGACCAUUACCACCUCAAUAAAGCUGUCAGAAAACAGUUUCUAGGCGGCCAGGAUAAUGACUUCAUUUCUAUACAAAAGCGUGAGGACUGGUGGAGGUGGACACAGAGCAGUCUGCUUAACUUACUGUACAAGAAUUCAUCAGCCACAACUAAGUUCGAUGUCAUCCAACAAUCACACAUCUUGAUUGGUGAGCCGAUCCUGGGGAAGACAGAGAUCUCCAGCUCAUUUCAGAAACAGGUCUCUGAUGUGAGUCUUGUACAAGAAUAUAUUCACUUAUUAUCUGGGAGCAGAGCAUCCACUUACCCUAAGUCAGAUGCUAUGGUUGCUAUGGCAACUCCUCCAAGGACAUGUGAUCACCUGGGCUGCUACUCAGGACCAACAUCAUUUAUGCAUCCUCUUCCCUUCUGGAGGUCUGACGCUGUGUUCAGAUUGAAGCUUCUGCGUUCAGCUGGCUGGCUCGGCAGACAGACGGUGGCCCUGAAGGUCCAGUUCACAUUGUACAGCCCUGCACCCAACUUGUUCAGCAGUGUGACCCUGCUAGCUGAGCAGAGCCCCACCGGUGCCCUGCUGCCCUCUGCCAAAGUCCAGUCAGUUAGGGUGUAUCACACUCCUGCUGUGUGGGACUAUGUUGUCAUGAUCUGCCAGCUUCUAUUCCUCCUCUUGUCUCUGCUGCAUCUCUGUCUUCAAGUGUACACUGCAGGGCAGCAAGGGCUGAUGGGAUACUGCAGGACGCCCUGCAACUGGCUGGAAGCCAUUCUGCUGACAGUGACCAUAGUGUACUAUGUUCAUUACAUAUAUCACUCUGUUGUCAUCAUGGAGGUUGUGGAGCUGCUGCAGAGACACAACUACAGAGAGCAUGUGGAUGUUAGCCUCCUGGCUACCUGGGAACAAUAUAUUCGUGCUCUGCGUGCUGUUAUGCUAUUCCUUGUCACCAUGAGAUGUGUGACUGUGUCGGGGCUGAACAGGACCUUGUCUACCUCUGCUACACUCUUCGCCCACUCGCUCUCCAGCCUGGUCUGGCCAAUGAUUUCAGGUUUUAUCCUGCUGGUGGCGCUGUCCUGUGUGGGGAACUUGCUGUUUGUACAAAGCUCCUGGGCUUUCAGCACUCUUCCACGCUCCCUUCUGACUCUGCUCUGUCACUACCGGGGUCUUAGGGUCGUCGGGGGCCUCCCCCUUUUGGGACAUGGUUUCUUCUACAGAGCUCUCUAUCUGUUCUGCACAGUAGUAUGGACAGCAGUGAUGACAGGUGUGGUGUCCUCGUUGGUCCGAAGUGCCAGAAGAUCUCAGAGCUGGAGUGAUGUCUUCACCAUAAGAGAAUUAUCCAGCUGCAUCAGACAGAGAGUUUCUGAGUUUACUGGGCAUCAUAGACCAACACGGACUGAUAACAAUGCGGAGACAAGGACCUAUUACCUCGAGGAAUUUGAAAGCUUAGUGGAUGAACUGUUGUUCAGACUCAACGCGCUCUCCAAUAGCCUGCACCACAUGCUGCCUCCCAAAGACCAUCGCUACAGGGAGGACAGCCCUGUCAGCUCACUCAUGCAGGAACCCUCUGACAUGGACUCACAGAGCUUUAGGAGAACAGAACAAAUGAUGGUGAAUGACCACACAGAUGUCAAUGAUGAUGGAGAAAGCCCACCUGUGCCUCAACUGCUCAGAUCCCAGCUUGAACUGGAGAUACUGCAGCUCCCUGCACACAGAGGUCAAAAAUCAGACAGUCCCAAGCAGAGUGGAACAACAUCUGAAGAACAUUCAAAAUCUACAGUGUGGCAGCCUUAUUUUAAGGGACGAAACGGUCUGUCCCUCCCAGAGUCAUCAUCUCCUACAGGGCUUUGGAUGGCAGAGCACCCGCAAAGUAGAUGGGCAGCGUCUCAAUCAGGCCCUUGUAAUGUUCUGGAGAUGCAAAGCAGCCAAUAUACUAAGACAAGUAACAGCUGUUGGUUCAGUACAAGUGGUAGGUGUAGGACAGAGGGUCCAACAGCCACUCAGGCCACCCAUACAGAGGUAGUGGUGGAGGUUCUGGUCCAUGAAGAGCCUGGCAGUGUAUAGCCAGAUAAACACUAAGAAAACGAGACAUCCAUUAGUUUUCCUAUUCUGUUAGGAUGCAUCUGCCCGUCUGCUGUCAUUAUCUUUUUGCCCAUAUGUCAAGAAUGUUUGAUUUGUCUUUACAAAUUAGAAAGUGUUUAUUCUGGUUAUUAAAAUUGGUAAGGGCAAAGACAAAGUAAGCCGUGGAUACAUCCCAACUAAAGUCAUCAUUCAGCUAAAUAGACUCAAAACCUUGCAACCAAAUCUUUAAUAUUUAUUUAUCCAACUCCGAAGGUAGUCUGAGACAUAAUCUUAAAGAUCCCUUCCAGACAUGUUUUAAUAUGUAUAAAACACUCUAGUUUGAAUGAUACCUUGUGUAUAAUAUGCUUCUUUGUUUGUUUGUUUUUUACAAAAAGAAAAAAAAAAUCUUGUUAAAAUCCUUAAAUAUACAACAGGUCCUUCUCCAUCCCCACAAUCUAUAAAUAUUCAAAUAUUUUUUAAUUUCAGAAGUUUUGCUGCCGGACACAACAACCCCUAUUUUAAGUCCUUUCUCAGCUUCUUCAUUUCUUGUUAAUGCAUCCAUGAUUGUCAGCAUACAGUAGCCUACCUGUUUGCAGUAAGUGUGUACAAUUUAAACACACUUUCUCAUUCAAGUCAAUGGGAAAGUGUGUCCAAGCAUUUGAACUUUCCACAUCACACUUGUCUAAGUUGAAUAUUGGACCAGGAUUGGUUUAAAACUAUUUGUAAUCAUGCUUGUAGGCCCACCCCUUAAAACUAAAUUCUCAGUGGGCAUAGAGAAACUUUCCACUUUCCGUAGUUGCAUGUGAAAAGAGCCUUCUAGUGUAAAAAUCUGCACAUAUAUCACUCUGCACAGCGAGACUCAAACAUCCAACUGUAAGAACAAGAAUAAAAACAUAGUUUUGAGUGGAAGGGGACUUUAAAGACACUGAAAUGCUUCUUUAAAUAUCUUCAGGUUUGAUUUGCACAAUAAAUAUUUGAUUAUAACAAUGUGACCCUUUCGGCAACAUAGACUGAAAGGUAAUGAUUGUGCAUGUAUCAUAUGUGUUGA
Molecule: messenger RNA, 11332 nt
Organism: Scomber scombrus (Atlantic mackerel)
Lineage: Eukaryota; Metazoa; Chordata; Actinopteri; Scombriformes; Scombridae
Product: polycystin-1-like protein 1
Exons: 57
Coding region: 1-10287 (3428 amino acids)
Biological process (GO): detection of mechanical stimulus
Cellular component (GO): membrane
Molecular function (GO): protein binding; calcium channel activity
Source: RefSeq, a predicted model, not a curated record